AGAUCAUCAUGGGGAAAGGAAGAGCACCAUGCUGUGACAAGACUCAAGUGAAGAGAGGACCUUGGAGCCCUGCAGAAGACCUUAAACUCAUUGCUUUCAUCCAGAAACAUGGCCAUGAAAAUUGGCGUUCUCUCCCCAAACAAGCAGGGCUUCUGCGAUGUGGGAAAAGUUGUCGUUUGAGAUGGAUCAAUUAUCUCAGGCCUGAUGUAAAGAGAGGCAAUUUUACAAUAGAGGAAGAGGAAACCAUAAUAAGGCUACAUAAGGCCUUGGGAAACAAGUGGUCAAAGAUUGCAUCACGUUUGCCUGGUAGGACUGACAAUGAGAUCAAGAAUGUGUGGAACACACACUUGAAGAAAAGAUUGGCUCUGAAAAGUUCAGAGUCAAGUGCAGAUGAAUCCAAGUUAGAAUCAUCAAUCACUUCCUCAUCUUCAUCUUCAUCUGAGUCAUUUUUAUCAAAUGAGAGACCAAAUCUAGCAAAGACUAGUCCUGUAAAUGAAUUUAAUGUGCAAGCUUCCCAAGUGACAAUGACAGAGAAAAUUGUGCAAGAAUCUGAAAAACAAGUAUCUAAUGAACUUACGAUCAUUACUGAAGACCCAAAAGAGUCAUCAAAUUCAUUGUCUUGUGUUGAGUCAAAUAUCUUAAACUCAAACCAGAUUGUUGCUUACAAACCAGAACAAGAAUUGGCUUGUCCAUUAACCUAUCUAGGACUUUAUGAUGUUGACAAUACAUUACAAGAGGUGGAUAAACCAAACAAUCUUCUUGAAAUACCAUGGGAAUCAGAUUAUGAUUUUUGGAAGUCAUUAGAUAACCUUGGAUCCUUCCAAUCAAAUGAAAUCCAAUCAGAGGAGUUCCCAGCUAGCCAAAGCCUUCAUUUUGGAGAAGAGGGUGUUCAAGAUGCUGAAGGCAUGAAGUGGUCCCAAGACUUUGAGAAUGAGUUUGGAGUAGUAGGUGAAACAACUGAGUCAAACAAGGAUCAGUUCCUAUCAAAGAAUUAUGCUGUUGCGCCAGAAAUGGACCAUCAGAUACUUGAUUUUGAUGAUAUGACAAGGCCAGAAUCUGAAUUAGACUUUGGUUAUAUUCAAUUAUGGCCCUCUUGGCCUCAAAAUACUAGCCUUUAA
Messenger RNA from Gastrolobium bilobum, 1118 nucleotides. RefSeq names its product transcription factor MYB58-like. The transcript is spliced from 3 exons. The record is from RefSeq and is a predicted model, not a curated record. Bases 9 to 1118 code for a protein of 369 amino acids. Lineage: Eukaryota; Viridiplantae; Streptophyta; Magnoliopsida; Fabales; Fabaceae.